CAUUCUAAUGCAUCAUGCAGGAGAUUUUAUCGCCGAAGACCACUUGAUUCUUGUUUCACUCAUCCUAGUCGCAUGAUAUAUCCUCAUGAUGUUGAAUAUACUCCACCAUCAACACCAGAAAGGCAUUUAGGACACAGUCAUGUAAAACCAGCUGCUUUUGAUGAUGUAACAUUUCAGCAAAAAAUUAAUUAUACAUUAAUAAAAGAAUCACUUUUCUUAGAUGUCCCAGGUCAUCCUGAGCCACCAACCGUUCAACAGUGUUCAGAUACAGAAUUAUAUGCUGUUUGGAAUCCACCAAAAAGCGAUGGAAAUUCUCCUAUUUUGUGUUAUUCUUUGGAAUAUAAAAAAUCAGAUGAAGACCAGUGGUCAAAAGCAGCCAAAAAUAUUGCUCAUGAAUUCUUUGUCAUAAGAGAUUUAACUCCAUCAUCCACAUAUUAUUUACGAUUAGCUGCAAAGAAUAGAUUUGGCUGGGGAGAUUACAGUCAACCAUCAGAACCAUGUAAUACAUUAGUAACAGGAUCACCAAAGGUAAAAAUUAGUAAGGCAAGAAAAUAUCAGCAAGAAAUGACAGAAAGAGGUCAAGAAUUAUUUUUAGAUGAUUUAGAAUCUACUAAUUUGGAUUAUAGUUUAGAAGAUAAUCCAAUAGAAUUGACUGAAGGUGAUCCCCUUGAAUUAUAUAACUUUGUAUCAGAAGUUGCAAGGGGAAGAUUUUCCAUUACAGUUAAAGUAUGGGUGAAGCAAAAAAAUACUACACUCAUAGCUAAAGUCUUGCAAAAAACACCACAAACAGAAUCCAGUAUUCUGCAUGAAUUUGACAUCCUACGAUCAUUAAAACAUGAACGAAUUGUUUCUCUAGAAAUGGCAAGCACUAAUCCAACUGCAACAAUAUUCAUUAUGGAAAAGUUAUCAGGAAUGGAUAUUCUGACAUACUUUUCUUGCCGUCAUCAAUAUACAGAAGAAAUGGUUGCAAAAGUUGUCACACAGGUUUUAGAUGCUCUAGAAUAUCUUCAUUUCCGAGGCAUUUGCUAUUUAGAAUUGCAACCUGACAAUGUAGUACUAACAGAUCAACAUCAUCUUGAUGUUAAAUUAGUAGAUUUUGGUUCAGCACAGUGUAUUCCACCAGAAGGAGCCAGGGUAAAUAUUCGUGGAUCACUGGAAUAUCUAGCUCCUGAAAUAUUAAAACAAGAAGAUGCAAGCACAGCUAGUGAUUUGUGGGGCGUGGGAGUUUUGACUUACAUUCUGUUGAGUGGAGUAUCUCCUUUUCAUGGUGAAAAUGAUGUGGAAACUACAAGUAAUGUUCUUUAUGUACGUUAUCAUUUUGAUAAUUUAUAUAAAGAAGUGACACAAGAAGCCACCAGAUUUUUAAUGCAGCUAUUCAAGAGAACACCACAAAAGCGACCAACUAUUGAGGAGUGUUUUGAAAACAAAUGGCUAAUUCCAAGUGAAUUUAUGAUAAGAAAGCGAGAACAUGCCAUAUUUCUUACUCAUCGCAUCCAUGAAUUUUCUGAACAGUUUCAUGCACAGAAAAGAUUGUCUAGUCCACCUGCUCUACUUAAUAUGUUUGGAAUGUCUAUCUCCAAAUCUGUUUCUCUGGAGACAGAUACGCUGGAAGAAUUUUGAAAUGAAUCAAAUAAGAACUACAGGUUUAAAAUGAAAUUAAAAAGCACAACCAAAUAAAUAUGCCUUCACCGUGAUAUUAUGAAUGUACAAAGUGAACCAGCAACAAUUCACCGGAAUAUUUGUGACUUCUGCUACAAAAUUAUGUAUUUGAUGAAGUUGUGUGGCCAUAGAGAAUGUGAAGAAUGUAGUUCUUGUAACAUCUUUUAUUUAAUAUUGUCUAAAAUAUAUUUCUAAAAGAAAUAACGUUAUUUCUUUGCAGAUAUAAUUUCGAAAUAAACUUAUUUAAACAUCUG
Centruroides sculpturatus (bark scorpion) is the source of this 1913-nucleotide messenger RNA. Its product is annotated as obscurin-like. The transcript is spliced from 11 exons. Gene Ontology annotation, cellular component: nucleus. The annotation marks the transcript as partial. The record is from RefSeq and is a predicted model, not a curated record. NCBI's taxonomy places the organism in Eukaryota, Metazoa, Arthropoda, Arachnida, Scorpiones, Buthidae. Gene Ontology annotation, biological process: protein phosphorylation; intracellular signal transduction; positive regulation of apoptotic process. Gene Ontology annotation, molecular function: ATP binding; protein binding; protein serine/threonine kinase activity.